Messenger RNA from Ostertagia ostertagi, 477 nucleotides. Lineage: Eukaryota; Metazoa; Nematoda; Chromadorea; Rhabditida; Trichostrongylidae. The record is from the annotation of a GenBank genome assembly.
AUGCCACAUCCCAACAUGUUCGUGUGGAGCACACUUUCUGCGUUGAUCAUAAUAGCGACAGCACUGUCGCGCCAGGGAGCCGUAGCUACUUCAACAGAGUCACCGACGACAACAGAAUCUUCAACCGAGUCAUCCAACGACAACGAAUCUUCAACCGAGUCGCCAACGACAACGGAAUCUUCAACCGAGUCGCCAACGACAACGGAAUCUUCAACCGAGUCGCCAACGACAACGGAAUCUUCAACCGAGUCGCCAACGACAGAAUCUUCAACCGAGUCGCCAACGACAGAAUCUUCAACCGAGUCGCCAACGACAGAAUCUUCAACCGAGUCGCCAACGACAACAGUAAUCUUCAACCGAGUCGCCAACGACAACGGAAUCUUCAACCGAGUCGCCAACGACAACGGAAUCUUCAACCGAGUCGCCAACGACAACGGAAUCUUCAACCGAGUCGCCAACGACAGAAUCUUCAACCGA